This is a messenger RNA of Cordyceps fumosorosea ARSEF 2679, 3327 nucleotides long. RefSeq names its product Ankyrin repeat-containing domain protein. Lineage: Eukaryota; Fungi; Ascomycota; Sordariomycetes; Hypocreales; Cordycipitaceae. The record is from RefSeq and is a predicted model, not a curated record. Gene Ontology annotation, molecular function: protein binding. The transcript has a single exon. The coding region runs from base 1 to 3327 and encodes 1108 amino acids.
AUGCGCCUCCUGGAAUCACUGGAAAACCCGGCAAUGAAUGGUAAAACAAUUACAAAGCAAUCUGCAUCCACAUGCCAGUGGCUGUUGAAAGCAUCUGAGUACGACGAGUGGCUCAAUGCCGAAAUAUCCAAAGACAAUCGUGACUUCCUAUGGAUCAAAGGGCAUCCCGGUACAGGAAAGUCAACACUAAUGAAAUUUUUGUCCAAAACUCUUAAAGCUCGGAGAAAGAAAGGAAAUGCUGUCAUCUCCUUCUUCUUCCAUGCUCGAGGAGUUGAAUUGGCAAAAUCCACGGUCGGAAUGUACCGAUCUUUAUUGAAACAGCUUCUGCACGCGCUUCCACGACUCCAAGGCAUCCUCGACAGCUUCGAUAUGAGCCAACAAAGCAAGGAAACGCCGGAUUGGAACUUGGCUGAUUUGAAAUCACUUUUUAAAAAAGCCAUUGCCCAACUUGGCGACUCUUCAUUGAUAAUUUUGAUUGACGCCCUGGACGAGUGUGAAGAAAGCCAGAUCCGAGACAUGGUGAAAUUUCUCCUAUGUGUUGGUCAGAAGGCCCAAAACAAGGGUAUUGUGCUACGAAUCUGCUUUGCGAGUCGGUUCUACCCCAACAUAUCGAUCAACGAACAAAGGGGCAUCGACCUUGACCUCACGUCGCAUGUGGGGCAUGGUCAAGACAUGAAGACUUAUAUCAACAACGAACUGGAGGGUACCAUUCAGGAACCUGAGACUCUCCAGACGAUCAGCGACAGCCUCAUGGAAAAGGCUCAAGGAGUGUUUCUGUGGCUGCAGCUGGUGGUGCCGAGGGUCGUGCGAGCUUUCGACCAUGGAAGGCUAGAAGAUGUUGAACUUUUGAUUCAAAAAACACCUGGAAAGCUCUAUGAGGUUUUCAAGCAGAUGAUAGAACGCGAACCCAAACCUUCGGCUGAAUUGCUGUUGUGUCUUCAGUGGAUACUCUUCGCCAGACAACCCUUGAGUCCCGCCCAAUUACGAGACGCCAUUCUCAGUGGCUCGAGGACGAAAACACCGGAAUCUGCCUGGUUCUAUUCCAUACACAACAAGAAGAAGGAAUUCAGAGAAGCAAUCAUUGACAAAUUCAUCAUUGAUAGCUCCAAAGGGCUGGCAGAGACGAUCGAGUCGGGCGGGGAGAAGAUUGUACAGUUCAUUCAUGAGUCUGUGAGGAACUUUCUUCUCGAGAGUGCUUAUUGGGCGGGGUGUCUCAAGGAUUAUUGGCCAGGCUUCCUGCAAAACUUUAAAGGGAAAAGUCACAACACGCUGAAGCAGUGCUGUACCCGAUACAUACGCUUGAGCGCUCCCCGUGUCGACAGCUGCACUGUAUACGACCCAAAAAAAGACGAAAUGUUCCGCAAUGACGCCAUGUAUAAAUUUCCACUACUUGAGUAUGUUGUUGGCAAUAUACUACAUCACGCAGAUACGGCAGAGGGCAGUGGCGUCGACCAGGAAGCAUUUGUCUGUGAGGCAGAGGGUAGUGGCGUCGACCAGGAAGCAUUUGUCUGUGAGGCAGAGGGCAGUGGUGCCAGCCAGGAAGCAUCUGUCCACGAGGCAGACGGCACUGCUGUCAGCCAGGAAGCAUCUGUCCAUGAGGCAGACGGCACUGCUGUCAGCCAGGAUCUAUGUGUCGGCGAAGGCUUCCCUCGUUGUGAAUGGAUCAAGCUCCAGAGGCUUCUGUCCAUAUACGACAGCCGCCGGCACGUCUCAAGUGCGAGACUGCUGUACAUUCUAUCAGAGCACAAUGCAGCGAAUCUCAUAAAUCGCCACCCAUGCAAGUCGAAUGGCUUUGAACAAGGAGACGAGCGAUAUUGCAUGCCUCUGUUGGCAGCGGUAUUCGCCGAAAGCCACCAGGCACGCGGUGCCCUCAUGAGGGCCUAUGCGAAUGCAAUCAUGGAUGCGCGGAGGCAUAAGCUUCACGCUAUAUGCGAUAAAUUCCUCGCAGGUGAGAAGAAGCGUCGCCCUCGCUUGACUAUUUCUACUUUAAGAAGAAAAAGCGUGCUCUGCAAUGUGUUUUUGGCUGGCGAUGAGUCGCUUUACAAUUUUGCUGUCGCUUCGGAUCUUUCCCUGGAAGAUGAUGGGUGGGAGGCCUUGGAGUCCGCCGCGAAAGCUGGCAAUGAGGACAUGUUCAACCUACUCCUCGAACUCGGCGCCGACAGUAAAAAGCCGCACAAUAAGUUUGCGCUCAAGUUUAGCGGUCGAACACUCUUGUGGGCUGUUAAGAAGCUCUGGCACAAUGGUGUUGUGAGGCUUCUUCGCAGCCACGCGGAUAUUGAAUAUUCCGAGGAAGACUGGUUGACACCGUUGCUGUGUGCCGCCAAGCAAGGCGAGCCGCGUAUGGUCGGCCUCCUCCUACAGUUCAGGGCCAAUAGUAGGGCGAGAGAUCGGUGUUAUUGGACACCACUGAUGUGGGCGGCUCGAUUGGGGCACCAAGCCGCUGUUGAAAUACUGUUGUGUGCAAGAGCCUCACUUAGGCACCAAACCGCGGCUGGUGAGCCCUAUCAAAAUGACAAUUCCUCCAUAACGGCGUUGUGGUGCGCUAUCUGCCAAUGGUUACACAAGCCGAGACAAGUGUUGCCCUCCAGUGCUCCCCAGGAGAUGGACAGCAACUCGACGUUUUCUCACGAUGAUUCCCUCAUGCAUGAAAUUCGGAGGGUAGUCCUGAUCAACGAACGCGCCGAUGUCAGUGGACCCAACUACGCCGGCAUCACACCGCUGCUUGUCGCCGUCUUUGUAGGAGAUGAAGAAUUGGCAAGGCUCUUGAUUGACAAAGGCGCUGAUAUCAACUGGAGAGACCAAAAAGGCGCGACGCUACUGAUGUAUGCUUCCUUUCUGCAGCCAAAUGAAAGGUUGUGGCCUAGGAAUUUGAUUGGCGAUAUCAGAGAGCCUACUCAUGCUAUGCAGGAAGGUUUUGCAAAGCUUCUGAUUGACAAAAAGGCUGAUGUCAACGCGUCUGACGCAGACGGUAAGACGGUGCUCAUGCACGCCGUCUUGUACGGAAACCAAUGGGAUCUUCAGCUUCUGCUUAGGUGUGACGCCAAGGUCAACACUUCUACGGCAGACGGCGAGACGGCGCUGACAUACGCUGUCCGUGCUAGAAAUCAUGAAGCGUUGGACUGGCUACUACAUUCUCAGGCUGAUACUGACGCGACGACUCAGAACCGCCAUAAAGCGCUAAGUAUAGCCAGAGCAGCAGGAAACCAGGAAGCAGCACGCCUGAUUGAGACUUACACGCCUGGAACUCAAUACUACCGUGACUUCCAUCACAGGCGAAGUAUUAUGCUGCUGCCAUCAAGAACGAAGCUGGGCGGAACGUUAAACUGA